UCUUAGGAUGCUAUUUUGACCAACAUGAGGAACACUAUUGCUAACUGAAAAGACGAUUGUUGAUUUCAGGUUUUACUGCCAGACUUGUCCUUAUAUAUACCUUGUCAAGCAAACUUUGUCAAAAAAGGUCACGCUUGAAAGAAAGAAAGUUGAUGAUAUUCUUGGAGGAGCUGAAGCAUGGGAAAAUGCAGAUAAAACAGAAACUGUUUGUCCUCGAUGCAGCCACCCAGAAGCAUACUUCAAACAGAUUCAAAUUAGAAGUGCAGAUGAGCCUUCCACUCUGUUUUACAGAUGUGGUAACCAUUCCUGUGCUAACCAAUGGAAUGAAAAUUAAAAUAGCAGUCUAUUUUCAAUAAAAAAGAUU
This is a messenger RNA of Moneuplotes crassus, 364 nucleotides long. Lineage: Eukaryota; Ciliophora; Spirotrichea; Euplotida; Euplotidae. The record is from the annotation of a GenBank genome assembly.